Aptenodytes forsteri (emperor penguin) is the source of this 1824-nucleotide messenger RNA. It is a transcript of the gene FKBP8, whose product is annotated as FK506 binding protein 8. The record is from RefSeq and is a predicted model, not a curated record. Lineage: Eukaryota; Metazoa; Chordata; Aves; Sphenisciformes; Spheniscidae. The transcript is spliced from 8 exons. The coding region runs from base 246 to 998 and encodes 250 amino acids. Gene Ontology annotation, molecular function: protein binding; peptidyl-prolyl cis-trans isomerase activity.
GCGGGAAAGCGGCUGAGGACCCCCAGGAGUAGCUCGAUGUUUUGGGGAGCGGCUUGCUCAAGAAGAAGACGCUGGUGCCGGGCCAGGGGGUGGACACCCGUCCCCGCAAGGGCCAGGACGUGACCGUCCGCCUGAAGGCCACGCUGGAGGAUGGCAGCGUGGUGGAGGAGAACCCUGCCCUCACCUUCACGCUGGGGGACUGCGACGUCUUGCAGGCUCUGGACCUGUGCGUGCAGCUCCUGGAAAUGGGGGAGACGGCUUUGAUCAUGUCAGAUGCAAAGUACUGCUACGGCGCUCAGGGCAGGAGCCCUGACGUCCCACCCAACGCGGCUCUCACCCUGGAGGUGGAGCUGCUGGGGGCUCGGGAUGCGCCGGACCUGGAGCUGCUCAGCGGGAAGGAGAAGAUAGAGCUGGCCAACCGCAAGCGGGAGCGCGGCAACUUCUUCUAUCAGCAGGCAGAUUACGUGCUGGCCAUCAACUCCUACGACAUCGCUCUCAAGGUCAUCGGCUCCAGCUCAAAAGUCGACUUCAGCCCAGACGAGGAGGCUGAGCUGCUGGACGUGAAGGUGAAAUGUCUCAACAACCUGGCAGCCUCUCAGCUUAAAUUGGACCAUUACGAGGCAGCCCUGAAGUCCUGUAACCUUGUCCUGGAGCACCAGCCAGGGAACAUCAAGGCUCUCUUCCGAAAGGGCAAGGUCCUGGCUCAGCAGGGCGAAUAUAGAGAGGCCAUCCCCAUCUUAAAGGCGGCGUUGAAGCUGGAGCCUUCAAACAAGACCAUCCACGCUGAGCUCUCCAAGCUGGUGAAGAAGCACGCAGACCAGAAGAACGUGGAGACGGAGAUGUACAGGAAGAUGCUCGGGAAUCCCAGGGCCGCCGGCACCCCGGGGAAGUGCAAAGACAAGCUGCCCUGGUCCAUCCCCUGGAAGUGGCUCUUCGGCGCAACAGCCAUCGCACUCGGCGGCGUGGCCUUGUCUGUGGUCAUCGCGGCGAGGAACUAAGGAUGGUGGCGGGGCGGCCCUGCGGCACAGGACCUGCACCGGGACGUGCCUCUCUCCUGCCAAGGGGCUUCCCCGGGGCUCUGCUGACCCCUUCCCGCAGACUCGCAGUUGCAGAAACACAGAUGCUUUCUCUGCCGGAGGUGCUGGAUCCCCCUCCUGAUGUCCCCCCGUAUUCCUCCCGGCGCAGGCGGGGCGCGGCUGCGGGGACGGAGCCGCAGGCAGAGCAGAGACCCCCGAGCCCCCUCCCAGGCGGCAGGGGCUCAGCCCCCAGCCCUGAGUGGGUCGGGGGGAGCGGGAGCUCCUGCACACCGAUACACCGUGGCUGUCCCCAGCCCGGUGAGCCCCAGCGGGCGCCGUGGUCCUGCCGACACGGCGGAACGGGCAGGGGGAGGCACGUGGAAGGAAGCCGUGUGGGUACGAACGGGCACGGUGGUUUCUGCGGCUGGCCCAGCUGCGGGAAGGGAAGCGGUGCAGACGUGCCCAGGGGCAUGUGCAGCGAGAUUCCCCACGUCCUGGGGGGCUGCCGGCGGCUCAGCCCUCCCACAGGCACCCGCUCCCCUCCUCAGCACUUCCCCAGAGUGUGCAAUGUCCAAAGGAAGCCAAAGAAACCCACGGCGGGAGGAAUGCGGGAGGGGAGCGCCGGAGACCUCCUCUCCGGGCUGUAUCUUGUAGGUCCGAGCUCUCGGGGGUCCCUCUUUGCCCUGCAGCUCUCCCCAGCCCGGGGCCAUCCCCAGGGCCUGCUGCUGCCCCGGUCUCAGCUCGGCUCGCGGGGAAGGCGGGGGGGUUGUAGCACCAUCCUCCCACCCCAAACCGACUGUGAACUUCC